This is a messenger RNA of Pelobates fuscus (common spadefoot toad), 1356 nucleotides long. It is a transcript of the gene BORCS5, whose product is annotated as BLOC-1 related complex subunit 5. Gene Ontology annotation, cellular component: cytoplasmic side of lysosomal membrane; synaptic vesicle membrane; BORC complex. The record is from RefSeq and is a predicted model, not a curated record. Bases 209 to 868 code for a protein of 219 amino acids. The transcript is spliced from 6 exons. Gene Ontology annotation, biological process: organelle transport along microtubule; lysosome localization; positive regulation of anterograde synaptic vesicle transport. NCBI's taxonomy places the organism in Eukaryota, Metazoa, Chordata, Amphibia, Anura, Pelobatidae.
GCCUUCCAUCCAGGCAGCAGCCGGAACCCGGAAGUGCUCUGCGUGAUCCUGAGGUAACCACGGCAACCGGAGCCGGUAACGUGAUGUUCCGGGCAGUAGGACCUGUAAAUAAAAUUCAAAUCAGCGGUAGACCUUAAAUCUUCCUCCAGUAUGUUGUUGAUCCCAGCAAACUAAGAUUGUAGAUUAAUCACUGCAAGUGCUUAACAACAUGGGUGCUGAUCAGAGUUCAGAAUCUGAUAUUCGGCAUGGUGGUGAUGGCUCUUCAGCUGUCCCAUCUCCGGCUAAACAGAGAGCAAAAAUGGAUGACAUUGUAGUUGUGGCUCCAGGGACCCAAUCCAACCGAAACAUCAGCAAAGAUCCUGAAGUUAUCAAGUUACAAGAGAUUCCCACAUUUCAGCCUCUAUUGAAGGAUCAGGUGGAUGGCUGGGUGCGUGUGCGUCGUUUACCUGGGGAAGAGAUGGCAGCACUAUGGGAAGAAGGGCUCCUGAGUGGUCAGACGUCCCCGACCAAUGUGCGACUUGAGAGGCUGGACUCCCCACAGGUGCUGCAGCUGUGUGUACGAUACCAGGAUCACCUGCAUCAAUGCGCAGAAGCUGUAUCCUUCGACCAGAAUGCUCUGGUGAAACGUAUUAAAGAGAUGGAUGGUUCUGUAGAUACUCUUUACAGCUAUAUGCAAGAACGUCAGAAACGUUUUGCGAAGUAUGCAGAGCAGAUUCAAAAGGUGAAUGAAAUGUCUGCCAUCUUGCGACGCAUUCAAAUGGGCAUUGACCAAACCGUGCCACUAAUGGAAAAACUGAACGCCAUGUUGCCUGAGGGAGAGAGGCUGGAGCCCUUCUGCAUGAGUCCAGAGCAAGAGAACAAACCCUAACCCAUGUGUCAUUACUCCAGAGACUAUGUAAUCAGGGGAAAAACUGUCCCAUUUUUACUUUCAAAGAUGGAAUUUCUUGAAGGAUUAGUUAAACUAGAUCUGUCUAUCCUGGUUCUGUCUCAUGGUUGUUUCCUUUGAGAUAUCCUGCUUUUUGUUUCAGCAAUGAAUGAACUCAUGAAACCUGAAGCAGUUAUGUACACAUGUACUGGAUGCAAUUAUUUGCUCUUAUGUUAUGUUUUCUCAUACCUUUCAAGUAUUUUUUUAAAUUUUUUUUUGGGUGGGGGGAAAUAACUUGAUUGGGUGAGUGAGUUCUCAUAAAAGAUGGACUUGAGUUUAGAAUUCCAACCUCCCUGUUUUUCUUUGGAAAUGUACAUAGAAUUGGUAUUAUUUUAUCAAGUUAAACAUAAGUUAAGCCUGCAUUUUAAUGACAAUUUAAUUCAUGGUAGAUAUGUUGAGAAGAGAAUAAAGUAAAAUGAAACUGCUAUAAA